GUAAUCCAUCCGUUCCAUUCCUCCAUAAUCCAACAACCAAACCUGCAUCUCGGGUCCCGCUUCCAUCCUACACCUUCCCAAUCCGUCCAAAAUUGGGCGCAAAUACCGUCGAGGUCUAGAAACGCAGGAGAAAACAUGACGCAGAUUGUCAAAGUCGCUGUUAUACAGUUGUAUCCAAAGCCUUUACAACUUGAACACAACUUCAAUAAGGCGGCGAAUUUUGUGAGGAGUGCGGCGGCUCAGGGGGCAGAGUUGGCGGUGUUGCCUGAAUACCACCUCACCAACUGGAAACCCAAGGAGCCUGGUUUCGCCGAGUUAUGCACGCAAUGGGAGCUCUACCUCAACAAGUAUAAAGCACUUGCCAAAGAGUGCGGCAUCUGCAUCGUUCCCGGAACCAUCGUAGAGAGCCAUCCGGAUGAGGACAAGGAAGAAAAUCGACUCUUGAACGUUGCGUACUUUAUAGAUCACCAAGGUGAGGUGGUAGGGAAAUACGUCAAGAAGAAUUUAUGGGGACCAGAGCGCGAUCACCUGACCGCGUCUACACGCCACGAGAUACACGAAGUCUUCGACACGCCCAUUGGUAAAGUCGGUCUGCUCAUUUGUUGGGAUUUAGCUUUCCCAGAAGCCUUCCGCGAACUCAUUGCCCAAGGCGCAAAAAUCAUCAUCAUACCUACUUUCUGGACCCUCAAUGACUGCAACGAGGCUGGGUUGAAGAUCAAUCCAUCUGCGGAGGCGCUGUUUCUGGAUUCCAUGCUUACUGCGCGGGCAUUUGAGAAUACUUGUGCAAUUGUUUUCUCAAAUGCUGGCGGCCCUCCUGGACGCGGCUAUGCAGGCCUCUCGCAGGUAACAGCGCCUUUCAUUGGUGCGCUCACGCGCAUGGGCAGCUGUACUGAGGGAAUGAUUGUUGUCGACUUGGAUAUGCAGAUCCUUGAAGAUGCGGAGGCGAAUUACCAGGUCAGAGCUGAUCUGGCGAGUGAGGAUUGGCAUUAUGAUUAUCGGCAUACGAGGAGAGGUGUUGGGAGAGGGGAGGUGAGAAGUGGGAGUAGGGAGGAUGAAGAUGGAGCUAGGACGAGGGAGAAGGAGAAGUUGUGA
Periconia digitata is the source of this 1092-nucleotide messenger RNA. Lineage: Eukaryota; Fungi; Ascomycota; Dothideomycetes; Pleosporales; Periconiaceae. The record is from the annotation of a GenBank genome assembly.